Molecule: messenger RNA, 2749 nt
Organism: Erigeron canadensis
Lineage: Eukaryota; Viridiplantae; Streptophyta; Magnoliopsida; Asterales; Asteraceae
Product: ABC transporter B family member 25, mitochondrial-like
Exons: 20
Coding region: 220-2547 (775 amino acids)
Biological process (GO): intracellular iron ion homeostasis; transmembrane transport
Cellular component (GO): mitochondrial inner membrane
Molecular function (GO): ABC-type transporter activity; ATP hydrolysis activity; ATP binding
Source: RefSeq, a predicted model, not a curated record
UAGGGUUUUCCACCACCACCUCCACCAAACAGCCAGCAGCCAACAGCCACCCAAUUUUGUUUCUCUUUUUGAUCCCCCAAAUUUGUAACAAAAACAACGUGGUCACAUCAUAGUCAACGACUUUCCUUGCUACUAUCCAAUAUUACGCCUCCACUCAUUAAUUUAAAUAAUUAAAUUCUUAAUUAAAUUAAUAAGUAAAGUAAAAAUCAAUCAAAAUCAAUGGCUGCUACGAUAACAACAAGGUCCUCCUCAGCUAUUCUCAGAGCUCAUAAAUUCCUUCAGCUUCACCCAACCACAACAAAAACCACAUCAUCCAACACCGUGAUGACGUCAUCCAGCCACCACGCCUGCUGUAAUUUUAGUAGUAAUACUACUCGCUCACUUAUUUCAUCAUCACAUAAUAAUAAUAAAUUCAUCAGGUCACAAGUUAUUAGUAAUACAAGUCAUAUUAAACGUUUUUUGACGCCGGGAAAGUCGGCGUUACAUCGGCGUAAUUUGUGGUGUGGUGGUUCUUCAAUAAAGAGCAAUAAGAAUUCAGUUAGGUUUUUGAGGAAUAUAAAUGCCUUUGUUUCUGAUUUCUCCCAUCCCCCUCCUCCUCCUCCUGGCUCUGUCACAAAUGGGUUUGCUUCAUUAUCAACGUCAAGUGGAGCAGAAGGAACAAAGCAUAAGAAAGAAGAUGUCAAGAAUGUUGCUUCAAAAGGAGAGGAAAUUAGCAACACAAAGAUUCUUAGUACGCUAGCUAAAUACUUGUGGAUGAGAGAUAAUGUGGAGUUCAGGUUACGAGUGCUUACUGCCUUUGGUUUCUUGGUUGGAGCUAAGGUUUUGAAUGUUCAAGUUCCGUUUUUGUUCAAGCUUGCCGUUGAUUGGUUAACAACUGCAUCAGGGAAUCCUAGCUCACUUGCUGAAUUUGCUGCCAAUAAUUCAACAGCUUUAGCAGUUUUUGUCAGUCCUGCAGCAGUUUUGGUUGGUUAUGGAAUAGCAAGAACCGGGGUUUCUGCUUUCAACGAGUUGAGAACUGCAGUGUUUUCCAAGGUGGCAUUACGAACAAUUAGAUCAGUUUCUAGAAAGGUAUUUUCACAUUUGCAUGAGCUUGAUCUACGGUAUCAUCUAAGUCGAGAAACAGGAGCUUUAAACCGAAUUAUUGAUCGUGGUAGCCGAGCUAUUAAUUUCAUUCUUUCGGCCAUGGUAUUUAAUGUUGUGCCGACAGUAUUAGAGAUUUCAAUGGUAGCAGGUAUUCUUGCCUACAAGUUCGGACCGUCGUUUGCAUUGAUUACUUCUAUGUCCGUUGCUGCAUAUGUUGCCUUCACAUUGACUAUAACACAAUGGAGAACUAAAUUCAGAAAAAUCAUGAAUAAAGCUGAUAAUGAUGCAAGCACAAGGGCAAUUGAUUCACUUAUAAAUUAUGAGACUGUCAAGUAUUUCAACAACGAGCAUCAUGAAGCCGAGGAGUAUGAUAAAUAUCUACAAAGGUAUGAAGCUGCUGCCUUGAAGACACAGCGUAGUCUUGCAAUUUUAAACUUUGGUCAAACUCUAGUAUUCAGUACCGCUCUUUCAGCAGCCAUGAUGCUUUCGGCAAACGGUGUAAUGAAUGGUGUGGCAACUGUUGGUGAUCUGGUUAUGGUAAAUGGUCUUCUCUUCCAAUUGUCUCUUCCUCUCAACUUUCUUGGCAGUGUAUAUCGUGAAACCAUUCAGAGCCUUGUUGACAUGAAAGCCAUGUUUCAGCUUCUUGAGGAAAGGGCAGAAGUUGGAGAUGCUGAUGAUGCAAAGCCUCUAAAGAUAGGUGGAGGUAGUAUUGAAUUUCAAGAUGUCCAUUUCAGUUAUGUGCCAGAAAGAAAGAUUCUUGAUGGAAUAUCUUUUGUGUUACCAGCUGGGAAAAGUGUUGCUAUUGUGGGAACUAGUGGCAGUGGAAAAUCAACCAUUCUUAGAAUGAUAUUCAGGUUCUUCGACACUAAUUCUGGCACGGUAAGGGUAGACGGGCAAGAUGUAAGGAAGGUUACACUCGAAAGCCUUAGGAAAUACAUCGGUGUCGUCCCACAGGAUACAGUAUUAUUCAAUGAUACAAUAUUUCACAACAUUCAUUAUGGUCGGCUUUCAUCAACACCUGAAGAGGUGUAUGAUGCUGCUCGAAAGGCAGCAAUUCAUGAUACUAUCAUGAACUUCCCACAACAAUAUUCUACUCUAGUAGGGGAACGUGGGCUUAAGCUUAGUGGUGGUGAGAAACAACGAGUUGCAUUAGCUCGUGCGUUCCUGAAAGCGCCUCCUAUAUUGUUGUGUGAUGAAGCAACAAGUGCUCUUGAUAGUACAACAGAGGCAGAGAUACUGACUGCAUUGAGGUCACUCGCUAAUAAUCGAACAGCAGUCUUCGUCGCUCAUAGACUUACAACUGCAAUGCAGUGUGAUGAGAUUAUCGUUUUGGAGAAAGGGAGGGUGGUUGAACAGGGUACUCAUGAAGUUCUGUUAUCAAAAGGUGGUAGAUAUGCACAACUCUGGUCACAGCAAAAUAACACAGUUGAUGAUCUUGAUGCAGCCAUCAAAUUAGAGGCUUAAAAUCUCUUUAAAAAGUAGUCAUUGUAUGUAUUAUCCGAAUUUAGGUUAUGAGGAAACAAAAUGUAGUCAAGAUUACUCAGGUUCUCUGUAUAGUUUACUACUGAUUGUAGUUCGAUAACAUAUCCCGACAGCUAUGCAACAUUGUUUCACUUAUAUACUGUAACUCUGUAAGCAAAUUGUUCAUACCAAAUCUUUUGGCCAA